Messenger RNA from Brachypodium distachyon (stiff brome), 2963 nucleotides. RefSeq lists its product as uncharacterized. The coding region runs from base 446 to 2617 and encodes 723 amino acids. Lineage: Eukaryota; Viridiplantae; Streptophyta; Magnoliopsida; Poales; Poaceae. The record is from RefSeq and is a predicted model, not a curated record. The transcript is spliced from 10 exons.
CUCGGCCCUUGCACCUCGCGCACCCCUCCCACCCCAGUCUUCCUUCCCUCCCGGCCUCCCCCCACCCGACCCAGCCGCCGGCCGAAGCAUCCCCAAAUCCCGCGGAAGCACCUCCAUCCCCAAAUCGUAGAUCUUGGCGAUUUGGCUCCCGGCCACCUCGUUCUCCUCCUCUUCCUCCCAGUCGUCGCCGCCUGCAAGGAAGACCACCGGCGGCGGGGCGUUCACGAAGGAAGAUCACACGCAGGACCAGGUCGACUCCCGCCGUCGUCUUCCCCGACCUCGACUCCCACGGCAGACAGGCCUCUGCUCCGACCUGAACCGCAAGCACGAGGUGUGGUUUUACCAAGGGAAGAUAGAGAGACAUAUCACCCUUCUGCGUGAACUACUAUGAGUCUGUGAUGCAUCAUCAUCUUAGCUGUGAGUCCAUUGUGUCUUGAGUGGAAUCAUGGCUCGAAAAGGAAGUCAGAGUAAAAGUGGUCCAAAUCAGGCUUCACCUAACCGACAAAAUACAGCUAAUAGUGAUAUACUAAAUACACCAGAAAGAGAUGCAGUGCAUGGUGAAGAUCCAAGUUCACAAUCAAAUGGUUCUGGAGGAAACGGUGGCCAGAAAACAAGAAGCAACAAGAAGAAUAACAGAAGCAAUGGCACCUCAUCCUUGGGUAAAUCGGAUGACAGAGCGUCAUGCAAACAGCAAUCAGUGGAUAUCAGUUAUGAUGUGAAAAAUUCCGAAGAAAAUGAGCUCCCUUCCAGCAGUACCAAAACAAGAAGAGAUAGCAAGAAACCCUCACGGCGUGGCUGCGGCAAAAACUCAUUGGUAGAACAAACUUCAUUGCGUAUUUGGAAAGAACACUUGAUGGAGAAGACCAGGUGCAUUGCUUGCAUGGCUGCAUCUUUUUUUAGAGCCUCCAUGAUGUACGUAAUGGAAGAAAGCAAAGUAUUUGUUGAGAGAAAUAGGCCAGUCAUCACAGCUUUCAUGGCCAUUGCAGAGAAAGGGCACACCUAUGUCCUCAGGAAAAUUGAGUAUGUUUAUCCUAUUGUUCGGACCUGGAUGUUUAUUGCUGGAAAAAUGAUGCUGCUCUUGUUGACUGUUUGGUUAGACUGCAACAUAAGGGGCUUUGAUUCUUUGCUACGUCUGGGGACAAACUCCCUUCUUGCAGUACUUUGGUGCAGCAUGCUGUCAAUUUUUGCAAUGAUUGGGAUAAAGAAAAUGCUCAUGUUCAUGGUGAUUGCUGCUUCUGUGGUUGCCUUUGUUGGUCUUGGUUUUGCUGUCCUGAUUGUGGCGUUGCUUGCGGUGGUGAUCUUGUGGCUGUAUGGAAGCUUUUGGACUACAAGCACUGUCAUAGUCCUCGGAGGCGCUUCAUUUUUCUUGAAGCAUGAACGAUUUGCUCUCCUUGUCACCUGCCUAUAUUCGAUGUAUUGUGCAAGAAGCUACAUUGGAUGGCUUGGACUACUUUUGAGCCUGAAUUUGUCUUUCAUUUCAAGUGAUGUUCUAGUCCAUUUCCUGAGAAACAAUUUAGACAGUGACAAAUUUAAUGAUUCUUCAAGAAAGUCUGAGCGUAGUACAGGCAGAUCAGGCAACUUCUUUGGAGAAUUUCAGCAAUCGUCAAAAGGUAGCACCUCGCAGUCUGGAUAUGCUCAAUCAUCUGAUCGUGGCCCUGGUGAUCCAUCAACAAGUGGAGCUGACAAAGAGUUAACAUCUGAAGAUGAAGUGGCUCGUUUACUAAGCUGCACUGAUCAUUAUUCAGCAUUUGGACUCCGUCCAUAUGAAAAUAUAGAUGCGUCAUUACUCAAGAGAGAAUACAAGAAAAAGGCCAUGUUAGUCCAUCCUGACAAGAACAUGGGCAAUGACAAAGCUGCUGAUGCAUUUAAAAAGCUUCAAAAUGCAUAUGAGGUUCUUCUUGAUUCUUUGAAACGAAAGACAUAUGACGAUGAGUUAAGGAGGGAAGAGCUAUUGAACUACUUUAGGCGGUUUCAGAGUGCUUCUCAAAAGAAAGGACGACCUGGUGCAUUCCAACAAGGGUUUAGCCCUUCUGAAGGUGUUGAUGAAGGACCUUCUGGUUUAUCAAGAAGAAUAGCCUGCAAGAAAUGUGGCGAUUUCCAUCUGUGGGUUUACACAGGAAGAGCUAAGUUGCAGGCCAGAUGGUGUCAGGAUUGCAAAGAGUUUCAUCAAGCUAAAGAUGGUGAUGGAUGGGUUGAACAGUCCUUUCAGCCCGUUCUAUUCGGGAUGCUGCACACGCCUGAUUCACCUCAUGCAUACGUUUGUGCUGAAAGCAACAUCUUUGAUGUCACCGAGUGGUUCAGCUGUCAGGGAAUGAAAUGCCCAGCAAACACCCACAAGCCGAGCUUCCACGUUAAUGCCAGCCUGGCAAAGCAAGGUGGUGGCAAAGGAGGCACCUCGGGGGCGAGGGGUGGAGGCGUUCCGAAUGUCCCAAAUAUGGAUGCAGGAAUGGAUGAAGAGUUCUUUGAGUGGCUGCAGAACGCCGUGCAGUCUGGCAUGUUUGAAACUGGUGUACAAGGUGAGCCCCCUUCUCCGGGCAGCGAAAGCAAUGCAAAGGGUAGUAGUGGUGGUGGUGGUAGUAGUAACAAGAAAAAGAGGAAGGGGAAGAAGCAAUGGUAACUCGUGUGGGCAGUAAAGAAAAAUAAACUGUCUCGAGUAUAGCUACCUCUACAGCCUGGUUUACAUUAGGAAACAUGCACCAUCGACCAUCCUGAUUCUACCCGGUAAGAUCUCGAAUUCGAAAACCGAAAUUCGGGCCGAAAAAAGAGGAUGUAUGUGGCAAUGUUGGUGGGGUCAUGAAGCCACCUGACUAGUGAAACCAGCAACGGCUUCCUCCUUAUUACCAGCUACUCCAGUUGGAAGGUUUGAAUGAUGUGCAAGGAAUGGAAUAUACAGUACAUAUCAUUGGCUGCAAACUUGCCCUAUUAUUCUCAUGGAAAAAGAUAUCGUCUUUAAAAGGCUUCAA